This is a messenger RNA of Acanthosepion pharaonis, 660 nucleotides long. Lineage: Eukaryota; Metazoa; Mollusca; Cephalopoda; Sepiida; Sepiidae. The record is from the annotation of a GenBank genome assembly.
AUGUCUGAAUAUAAGAAACUAUUUCUUAUUGCCAUUCUUCUUUCGUCCCCCAGAAUCAAUCAUACGCCACACCUUUUCUUAAAAAGACGGGGAGAAAAAGCGAAACAUUUCCACCAACGACGUUACCCAAUCAGUUUUUACAUUCUUUUUAUUUAUUUAUUUAUUGUGCACCACUCCCAGCUUUUAUUGCUCUCUUUCUCUCUCUCUCUCUCUCUCUCUCUCUCUAUUUCUAUCUCUCUCUCUAUCUCUCUCUAUCUCUCUCUACAUUUUAAUGCCUCUCUUCCUUCUCUUUUUUUCUCACUCUUUUUCUUUCUAAGUCUCACUCUUUUUCUUUUUAGUUUUCUUUUCUUUUUCCUGUCCUCCUCUCUCUUCAUUAUUGCAUCAUUCUUUUCCCCUCUUUUGCUUUUUUCUUUCUGUAUAUCUUCUCGUUAUCAAUUCUCUUCAUCUCUUUCUCUCUUUAUCCUCUCUGUUAUCUCUUUCUUUUUUUCUUUCUUUCUUUCUUUCUUCCUUUAUUCAUUCUUAUAUAUCUAUCUAAAAUCGUAUAUUUACCUCUCUUUUCCUUAUUGCGCCUUUGUUUUUUUCUUUCCUUUCUUUCAUUACCUCUCUUUCGUGCCCCUCUUUUUCACUGUUCUUCUCUUGGUUUUCCUCUUUCUUUCUUAA